UCUCCUUUUAAAUAUUUCCAAAUAGCAGCACAAGAAGAAGAGAAGGGAAGGCGGGAAGACUCCAUAAACUCUUCUCGAAGAAGCAAAAGAGAAAAAUGGAAACAAGUUCAAGUCCAACGACGAGACACACUUUCCUGAAGAUAGAGAUCCCGAGCACCGAACCAAUCUUCGUCAAAGGCACGUGGUUCGACACUCACUUCGACAUCUCCAUCACCGACGGCCUCCACGCUUGGGUCUGCAACGCAACGGAGGAGGAGGUUAAGGAAAGAGCGGCUCAGUGGGAUCAGCCGGUCACUGAGUACAUUGAAUUAGCCGAACGUUAUUUAGGGUUCCAACAGCCCGGUUCGGUCUACCGAUUCGCUGAUGCCGGCGACGACCAAAAAAGACUUUCAUGGACGUUCGAAAAGGAAGGGACUAAGCUGGAAUGGCGGUGGAAAUUCCGGCCGUCGCCUGAUAGCCGGAAGAUUACCGGAGGAAUUUUGGACUUUCUUAUGGACGCAAACAUUAGGCUAAGUGAAGAAGUUGUUAGAAAAACUCAAUCCUUUGAGAAGCUGAAAGUGGAAGCUGAGAAAUGUUUAGAACAAAGUGAGAGAUCUACCAAUGAGAAGAUGGAGUUUGAAUCAGAAAUUUAUGCAAAGUUCCUUGGCGUCUUGAAUUCAAAGAAGGCAAAACUCAGGGAGCUUCGAGAUCAGCUUUCAAAACAGGAAACUACAGGAAAAGCUCUGAUGGAAGAGGAAGACUCCACUGACAAAACUGAGAGUUACCGCACCGGAAGUGAUGCUGAGGAAAGUGAAGAAGAACCUGAAAAGAAUCUUACAAGCACUUCCAAGGAUGUUUUGGCAGCAGCAGGUAGGGGUCGUGGUCGUAAGAGAGCCAUGUGCAAGUAGCACCUAGUUGAAUGUAGAAUCUGGCAUGCAAUGCUAUGCCUGCCUUGCUUCUCCUUUUAUCUUUUUAUUUAUCCUUCUGUUGGAAUAUCUGUAAAUUCUUUUAACAACUGUACCAAGAUUCUAAGGAGCAAUAGAGAUACCCU
Messenger RNA from Theobroma umbraticum, 1030 nucleotides. Its product is annotated as DNA repair protein XRCC4. NCBI's taxonomy places the organism in Eukaryota, Viridiplantae, Streptophyta, Magnoliopsida, Malvales, Malvaceae. The record is from RefSeq and is a predicted model, not a curated record. Gene Ontology annotation, molecular function: DNA binding. Gene Ontology annotation, cellular component: DNA ligase IV complex; nucleus; DNA-dependent protein kinase-DNA ligase 4 complex. Gene Ontology annotation, biological process: DNA recombination; response to X-ray; positive regulation of ligase activity.